Mesorhabditis spiculigera is the source of this 1392-nucleotide messenger RNA. The record is from the annotation of a GenBank genome assembly. NCBI's taxonomy places the organism in Eukaryota, Metazoa, Nematoda, Chromadorea, Rhabditida, Rhabditidae.
AUGACUAUAAAAUCCCCGAAAAGCCCGAGAAUCCAAGUACUGCACGCGAAAUCCGGCUAUGACGCCGCUGUCUACAAACAAUUUGAAGAUGCCAAAGUGAAGAAUAUGUUCGAUUCGGAUCCGUCGAUUUUUGAUUCUUUAGAGCUGUUAGCCGCGUUUUUUGAGCUCACAAUACAUGUUUGUAAUAAUACACUUGCCGACAAGGAAUUAAUCGCAGACUUGCAAGCUGCGAAAAUUGAUCUCGCUUUCCACCAUCAUAUGGAUUUUUGUCAAAUGUCGCUAAUACACCAUGUUGGGAUUAAAAAAUGGAUCUACUUCUCUAGUCUACCUCCCUAUCCCUCGUUGCUCAACUCGGUGGGCGAAAUCGUGCCGACGAGUGUGUCGCCGUCCUAUGCCCUACAACACGGCAACCAAAUGUCGUUCCUGAAACGAGCGCAGAAUUUCAUCUACGAGACGCUGAACGCCUAUUUUCGAUUGGUCAAGCAGGCGAGAGCCCAAACCGAGCUGGCCAGGCGCCAUCUAGGCCGUGAUGUUCCGGAUCUGGAGUAUUUUCCGAAGAAUGCGAAUCUGAUGAUGCUCAGCACUGAUGCUGUGCUCGAAUUCCCGAUUCCCACUACUCAAAAAGUCGUGCAUCUAGGCGGAUUUGCGGCCGCAAAUUCUGUGGGUGCUCUAAACGAGAAAUUCUCUACCUUUAUCGCCAAAUCCUCAAAAGUUGCUGUGGUUUCAUUUGGUUCAUGGGCCGUUACAGAAAGGAUGCCGUCAGCUUGGAAGGAAGCGCUUUUGAAUUUGUUUAGAGCUCACCCAGAUACGCAUUUUAUUUGGAGCUGUGAGGAGGAAAUUGAGGUCCCCGAAAAUGUCCUCCGCACGAACUGGAUCCCUCAAGCCGCCCUAUUGGCCAAUCCAAAAACUAAAAUAUUUAUUACUCAUGCUGGUUAUAACAGCUUAAUGGAAGCAGUACAAUUUGGAGUGCCAACAAUUUCAGUACCGCUCUUCAGUUUCGGGGAUCAAGUCAGAAAUGCGCAUCUUUUUGAGCAACACGGUGUGUCGAUUCGGAUCGAAAAACGCGAAUUCACUACGGAAAAACUUCAGGGAGCUUACAAGGAAAUUUUAGAGAAUCUUAGUUUCGAAAAACGGUCCGAAGAACUGAAGCGCAUAAUCAAGAAGCGUCCAUCGACAGCUGAGCAAGAGCUGAACUAUUGGGUCGACGUCGUGCUCAACACAGAAAUUGACCUCAACCUCCCGAAUCUUUCAGCCUUUGAAUUCUAUUCACUCGAUAUUAUGUUGUUCUUUGUAGCUCUGAUCUUUGCCUUUUUCCUCUUCAUCCGAGCACUCGGUUUCUGGUAUUACUGGUCGUGCUAUGAGAUGGCUUACAAACAAAAGGUGAAGCUGCAA